This is a messenger RNA of Letharia columbiana, 3303 nucleotides long. RefSeq lists its product as uncharacterized. The record is from RefSeq and is a predicted model, not a curated record. Gene Ontology annotation, molecular function: ribosome binding; GTPase activity; GTP binding. Gene Ontology annotation, cellular component: cytosol; ribonucleoprotein complex. The coding region runs from base 1 to 3303 and encodes 1100 amino acids. Lineage: Eukaryota; Fungi; Ascomycota; Lecanoromycetes; Lecanorales; Parmeliaceae. The transcript is spliced from 4 exons. Gene Ontology annotation, biological process: cytosolic ribosome assembly.
AUGCCUGUCGUAAGUCCAGAAAAGCUCAUCGGGCUUCAGCGCAAUGCCGAUGAAGUCAGAAAUAUCUGUAUACUCGCCCAUGUCGACCAUGGCAAAACCUCCCUCACCGACGCCCUCAUCGCCACCAAUGGCAUCAUCUCCCCUAAACUCGCCGGCAAAAUCCGCUAUUUAGAUUCCCGCCCUGAUGAACAGCUCCGCGGCAUCACAAUGGAAUCAUCAGCCAUCUCUCUCUACUUCUCUUUACUCCGUCGCUCAGCGCCGGAAGCUUCUCCUGUGCAGAAAGAGUAUCUAAUCAAUCUAAUCGAUUCACCCGGCCAUAUCGACUUCAGUAGCGAAGUCAGCACGGCGAGCCGAUUAUGCGACGGAGCGCUCGUGCUUGUUGAUGCGGUAGAGGGUGUUUGUAGCCAGACUGUCACGGUGCUGCGGCAGACGUGGACGGAGCAUUUGAAGCCGCUUUUGGUUAUCAAUAAGGUUGAUAGGCUGAUUACAGAACUCAAGAUGAGUCCUGGGGAGGCAUUUACGCAUCUGAGUAAGCUACUAGAGCAAGUGAAUGCGGUGAUUGGGAGUUUUUUUCAGGGUGAGAGGAUGGAAGAGGAUCUGCAGUGGAGGGAGAGGGUUGAGCAACGGGUCGCUGCUGCGGCAGCGAAAGAGGUCGAGAGGGCGGAGAGGAAGGCUACAAAGGGGUCUGUGACUGAAGACUCGGAAAGUGUUGCUACGAGUGGUACUACUGGUGAGUUUGAGGAGAAAGAUGAUGAGGAUCUCUACUUUGCUCCGGAGAAGAACAAUGUCAUUUUCAGCAGUGCUGUCGAUGGGUGGGCUUUUACCGUCCGGCAGUUUGCUUCGCUCUAUGAGAAGAAAUUGGGCAUCAAGCGCUCCAUUUUAGAAAAAGUUCUCUGGGGAGAUUUCUAUCUGGAACCCAAGACGAAGAGAGUAUUGGGCUCUAAGCACCUGAAAGGUAGAGCGCUGAAGCCGAUGUUCGUGCAACUGGUUCUUGAUAACAUCUGGGCUGUUUAUGAAGCCACUACAGGUGGAAGCAAAGGCAAAGGAGAUCCGGCAACGGUUGAGAAAAUCACAAAGUCGCUCUCUCUCAUAAUACCGCCGCACGUACUACGUUCGAGGGAUCCCAGAGCUAUUAUGACUACAGUCUUUUCCGCAUGGCUGCCUUUAUCGACUGCUGUCCUAGUGUCAGUCAUCGAGCAUCUCCCUGCUCCGCCAGCGGCGCAAGGGAGCCGUCUCCCUGCACUGAUUGACGCGUCACCCGGAGCAAAACAUGUUGAUCCAAUGAUUCGGGAAGCAAUGGUCAAUAUAAAAUCGAGCGAAGAUGACCCAGUGGUAGCCUACGUCAGCAAGAUGGUAGCAGUGCCUGCAAGCGAAAUGCCGCAGAACAAGCGAAAAGGAGGUGGUGCCAUGACAGGCGAGGAGGCAAGAGACCUAGCUCGAAAAAAGCGAGCAGAGUUUGAGAAGGCCCAGGCAGCUGUGAACGGAGAAGCCGAUCUCAACGGAAUGACGCAAGCCCUUGAUGAGUCAAAUCUGACCGACGCCAAUGGUGACAAUGCGAUAGGCGAAGUGAAAGAAGACCCAGAAUAUUUGAUUGGCUUUGCAAGGCUGUACUCAGGAACCCUUUCUGUUGGUGACUCCGUCUAUGUUCUCCCACCCAAAUUCUCACCAGCCUAUCCGCAUAAUGCGCCUGAGCCUCAGAAGGUCAUAGUCACUGGCUUAUACCUACUUAUGGGCCGAGGACUCGAAGCAUUGACCUCUGUACCCGCGGGUGUUGUCUUCGGCAUAGGCGGUCUUGAAGGUCAUGUCUUGAAAUCCGGUACCCUCUGCAGCCAGCUCGAGGGCGCUGUGAAUCUUGCUGGCGUCAAUAUGGGAAGCCAGCCAAUCGUUCGCGUUGCGCUUGAGCCGGUCAAUCCUGCUGAUCUGGAGAAGAUGAUUAGGGGGAUGAAGUUGCUUGAGCAAAGUGACCCUUGCGCGCAGUACGAGGUGCUGGAGAGUGGCGAGCAUGUGAUAGUGACAGCUGGGGAGUUGCACCUUGAACGAUGUCUAAAGGAUUUGAGAGAGAGAUUUGCGAAAUGUGAGAUCCAGGCUGGAGAGCCCAUUGUGCCAUACCGAGAGACAAUUGUGAGUGCUACUGAGAUGUCACCACCCAAGAACAAAGACCUCCCACGAGGGACCGUUAUUGGUGUCACGACUUCAAAGCAAGUUACGGUGCGUUUGAGAGUCAGACCCCUGCCGGAUGCCGUGACAGAGUUCUUGCUGAAGAAUGCUGGAGCAAUACGGCGACUUUAUUCUGAAAGGAAAGAGCAAGAAGAGGGCAAGAAAAGAAUGACGGCAGAAGGGGAAAACGUAGAAGAGCAAGCUGAAGCCGACGAGAUACCGGUGGCCGCCACUGGGAUGCUGUCUCUAUUGGACUUCAGAGAAGAGCUUCGAUCUGUCUUCGCUGAGGCAAAAGGCCAGGAGCACAUCUGGGCUGAUGUAGUCGAGAAGAUCGCAGCGUUUGGUCCGCGACGAACAGGGCCGAAUCUGCUCAUCGAUGCUACCCAAGACGGGACAUGCCAAAGAUUUCUCCAAGAAACCCACGAAACCCCCGUGACCGACCUCGGAGCCAACAACGACGCCAACAGUAGACCGAACCCCGACACCCUCACCCCGCGAGACUUUUCCGACAAGAUAUCCUACGCAUUCCAACUAUCCACAGCCCAAGGCCCCAUGUGCCACGAACCGAUGCAAGGUGUCGCCGUCUUCCUCGAAUCCGUCACCGUUUCCGCCCCCUCAGACGACGAAUCCUCCGCGCGCGAGAAGCUCGGCCGCCUGACAGGCGAAACGAUCAAAACCGUCCGCGACGCCAUCCGCCAGGGCUUCAUGGACUGGAGUCCCCGCCUCAUGCUCGCCAUGUACAGCUGCGAAAUCCAAGCCUCGACCGAGGUCCUCGGCCGCGUCUACACGGUCCUUUCCCGGCGCCGCGGCCGCAUCCUCACCGAGUCCCUCAAGGAAGGCACGCCCUUCUACCUCAUCUCCUCGCUCCUGCCCGCCGCCGAGUCCUUCGGCUUCGGCGACGAGGUCCGCAAGCGCACGUCCGGCGCCGCGCAGCCGCAGCUCGUGUUCUCGGGCUUCGAGCUGCUGGACGAGGAUCCGUUCUGGGUGCCGCAGACGGAGGAGGAGCUCGAGGAUUUCGGCGAGAAGGGGGACCGCGAGCGGGUUAGCAGGCGGUAUGUGGACGGGGUGAGGGGGAGGAAGGGGUUGGUGGUUAUGGGGCGGAAGUUGGUGGGGGAUGCGGAGAAGCAGAAGACGUUGAAGAGGUAG